Molecule: messenger RNA, 2050 nt
Organism: Onychostoma macrolepis
Lineage: Eukaryota; Metazoa; Chordata; Actinopteri; Cypriniformes; Cyprinidae
Exons: 2
Coding region: 738-1397 (219 amino acids)
Source: RefSeq, a predicted model, not a curated record
CCACUUCCCUCUGUGUCUCCUAGCCUGUGUCGUGAAAGAAGACCGGACCGGACCAUACGCGUGUCAUGGAGCCCUGGCCUCCUGCAGCGGUUGACGUGUUGGAGGAAUUGGUCAAUAACCUCUGAGCCUCUCUCCUGCCAGCUCCAGCUCCGGCACCUGCCUCUGUAUGUCCCAUGGCCAUCCCUGCUUCCUACGCGGGUGACGCAACUGGGUGUGGUGGCUUUCUGCUCCAAGUCUCCCUCUUCAUUGAGAUGCAGCCACAGAAGUUCACCUCCGAGCGAUCGAAGGUAACUUUUCUUAUCUCCCUUUUAAGUGGCAAGGCGUUGCUGUGGGCGAAGGCGAUCUGGAACUCCCAGAGUGUCAUCAUUAAUUCCUAUGAAGCUUUCUCCAACCACAUCAAGGAGGCUCUCCAACAGGGUUUCAUCCGGCCAUCUACAUCACUUGCCGCCUCAAGUUUCUUCUUCGUGGGCAAAAAGGACGGAGGCUUGACGCCAUGCAUUGAUUACAGAGCCCUGAACUCACAGACAGUGAAGCUGCCGUAUCCACUUUCCCUGGUCCCAGCUGCCAUCAAGGAACUCCGCAUUUUCUCCAAACUGGACCUGCGGAGCGUGUAUAACCUCGUUUGCAUCCGGGCGGGCGAUGAGUGGAAGAUGGCAUUCAUCACACCUUCAGGCCACUACGAAUAUCGGGUCAUGCUGUAUGGCCUAUCCAACUGACCGUCCGUCUUCCAAUGCUUCAUGAAUGAGGUGUUCCGAGAGUUCCUCCAUCAGUUCGUGAUUGUCUACAUCGACAACAUCCUUAUAUACUCCCAGAACCUGGCCGAACAUCGCCACCAUGUGACGCAGGUCUUUCAGCUGCUCAGAGAACACCACCUAUAUCUGAAGUUGGAGAAAUGUGAGAUCCAUCGCUCCACGGUACAGUUCCUCAGAUACAACAUCAGCCCUGACGGUAUUCAGAUGGACCAGGGGAAGGUAAAUGCCAUUCAGGAGUGGCCACUUCCGCAGUCAGUGAAGGAACUGCAGCGAUUUCUAGGAUUUGCCAACUUCUAUAGACGUUUCAUUCACCAGUUUAGUCAGCUCACAGCAUCCCUCACCUCCAUGCUGCGCAGUAAGCCCAAGUCUCUAUCCUGGAGCCUCGAUGCCCAUGAAGCCUUCCAGCAUCUCAAAGAAGCGUUCAGCAUGGCCCCCGUCCUUCGUCACCCAGAUCCUCAGGUCCCCUUUGCAGUCAAGGUGGACGCCUGGACCACCGGCGUCGGGCCGUGCUGUCUCAGUACUAUGGUGAGCCUCCCCGGCUCUUUCACCAUGUGUUCCGAAAUUACAGUCUACCUAAGGACAUUGUGUCAGAACGGGGUCCCCAGUUCAUCUCGUGUGUAUGGAAGGCAUUCUUUCAGCUCCUAGGGGUAACAGUCAACUUAUCUUCUGGAUACCAUCCUCAGACUAACGGCCAGACUGAGCGGAACGUCCAAGAGCUCGGACGUUACUUUCGGUCAUACUGCUCGAACAAUCAGCACAGCUGGAGCCGAUUCCCAAAACUCCCUCUGACAGUCCACCACCGGCCUGACACCAUUUCAAUGCAUACUCUGCUACCAGCCCCUGCUCUUCCCCUGGACGGAAGAGCCCUCGGAGGUUCCAGCUGUGGACUACUGGUUCCGAGAGAGCGAGAUGGUAUGGGACUCAGCACACAUCCGUCUCCAGCGUGCAGUGCGGAGGCAUAAAUUCUUCGCAGAUAUCUGACGAUCAGACCCCCUCGAUUCCAGCCAGGUGAUAGGGUCUGGCUGUCGACCCGGGACCUCCAUCUUCGCCUGCCCUGCAAGAAGCUGAGUCCCCGCUACAUAGGUCCCUUUCCAAUACAGAGGCAGGUCAGAGCAGGUCACGUAUCAGCUCCAACUCCCGGCCAGGAUGCACCGAACUGGAUGCACCCCAGAAGUUUUGGAAGAGGCCUCACGUCUGUUUCACACAUACUGCGUUUGCGGUGCGUAUUUUUCUUCCUGCACCCAUGUUAACGAUCAGAGCGUUCACACUGCACAUGGUUGCGGUCUGGCAGUGCAUUC